CCAAGCUGGGCGUCGGUGGAGCGGCGGCGGAUGCUGCAUUUGCUGGAUUUCAGCCCCCGGUGGUCCCGGGUCCCGGCUCUCGGCUGCCCCCCUGGCGGCCUGUCUGUGUCACUGAGGUCUCCGCCGUCCCGGCAAAUCUCGCGGUACUUGCAAUGACAGGGACGUCGCCAUCUGGCUGGGCCGCACGGAAUGCCAUGCGUAUUUGACUAAUUAUCACUAAAAUGACUGAAACAUUGGCUGAUGUCCCUCCCUCUUCCCUUGUCAUCCAGUCUAAGACUUAUAAAGACACUAUUUUGACGAAUUUUGAAGAACAAAGAAAGAGAGAUUUUUUAUGUGACAUCACUCUGAUUGCUGAGGAUGUUCACUUCAAAGCCCACAAAGCACUGCUUGCUGCCAGCAGUGAAUAUUUUUCCCUGAUGUUCGCUGAAGAGAGCCAGCAAGGCCAGGCUAUCUACAUGCUUGAUGGAAUGGCUGCAGACACCUUCAGAGCCGUGCUGGAAUUCAUAUACACCGGUCGGCUGAAUGUCACAGAAAGGUCCAUUCAGCAUAUUGUGACUACAGCUGAGGUUCUGAAAGUGAAUGAUUUGAUCAAGGCAUACUCAGACUAUCAAGAUAACCAUUUGCAUGUUAAGGUAUCCCUAGCUUCCAAUGGAAUCAAGGUGGUCGUCGUGGAACCCGGUGUUGAUGAUAAUCAGCCUUCGAAGCCAAAACGCAAGAGGGGAAGGCCCCGGAAAUGUGAGCAAGUGCAAGUAGAAAGCAAUGAUGUUGACAGUGAGCCGCCUCUGAAUGGCCCACAGGAACAUCAAAACAAACUUGGACAAGCCACAGAAGAAAUUAAUUGUAAAAUAAACUGUAAGGACAACAGUGCAGGGAAACAAAGCAGGAAGCCAUCAGAAUCAGAAGCCUGUCUCGAUAUUGGGACAGGUGCAGAGUCCCCGUUGCAAGACGGUUAUGAACGUAGAAUAGCAACAUUGGUGGGUCACAGCCGCUAUAGCAACCGUAGAAUUCAAAGGCCCAUUAAGUUAAUGGGCUACAAACUUGGAAUGGUGGAGGAAGAAGAAGAGAAAGUACGGAAGCGAGGGCGAAAGAGGAAGUAUCCAGAUAUAGAAGCUAGAUGUAAAGACUGUGAUAAAGUAUUUAAGAAUCACCACUUCUUGACUAUACAUCGAAGGACACACACAGGUGAACGCCCUUUUAAGUGUUUUGAGUGUGGUAAAGGAUUUUCACAGAAGCACACACUGCAAGUUCAUGAGCGCAUGCACACGGGGGAGCACCCUUAUCGUUGUCCAGCUUGUGGAAAGUCUUUGACAACCAAGCAUUCUCUUUUGGAGCAUAUGAGCCUGCAUACAGGAAAGAAGGCCUUUAACUGUGAUCAGUGUGGAAAGCUUUUUACUCAGAAGAGACAACUGAAGAGUCAUUACAGAGUCCAUACAGGUCAGUCUUUACCUGAAUGUGCACACUGUCAUCGUAAAUUCAUGGAUGCUGCUCAACUCAAGAAACAUGUGAGAACCCACACAGGUGAGAAACCAUUUACAUGUGAGAUUUGUGGUAAAUGUUUUACUGCGAAAAAUACCCUGCAGACCCACAUAAGAAUCCACAGGGGAGAAAAGCCGUUUUCCUGUUCUAUCUGUGGAAAAAGCUUUGCAGAUCCUAGUGCAAAACGACGUCAUGAUGCUAUGCACACUGGAAACAAGCCGUUUGUUUGCUCAACAUGUAAUCAACGAUUCACUCGUGCUGACAACCUAAGGUCUCAUAUGAAGAUUCACAGCAAGGAGAGGAAAGCCCAUGGAUUAGUUAAUGUUCCAGGUGGUACAGAGGAGGUGAAGACAAUCUUGCAGCUUCAACAGUAUCUCCCUACAACAGGUGAGCAACAGAUUCAGCUUGUAGUCACCAAUGACGUUCAUAACAUAAAUUUCAUGCCCAACCAUGGACAAAGCAUCAGCAUUAUUUCAGCAGAGGGGUCACAAAGUCUCCCUGAGGAACAGGCCUCAAACUUGGCUCUGCUAACUCAGCCAGCAGAGCACAUGCAGAAUUUGACUUUGGUAUCCCAGCCUGGACAAACAGACGACAUUCAAGCCAUUGGCAUGGUGGAAAACCAGGAAGGUGCAGGACAGCCGGAAGAAAUGCAUGUGAUCACAUUGACAAACGAGGAAGUAGAACACCUCCAAGAUCAAGCUCAUCAAUUGCAUAUAACACAUGGGAGAUCACAGUCUAUUAGUCUUGGGCGGGAGGCUACUCAGCCCGGUCAGCUGAACCAGGAAGAAGCUCAGCACUUCCAACAGAAUCGAUCUGUACAUGCCUCUGAGCCACCAUCUCAAAGAGUAUCUGUGAAUCAAAGCUCGCAGCAAACGCAGGGAGAACAUAUCGCAGACCAGACAUUCCAACUGCAAGCAGGCAGUGUUUCUUAUCUCUAUACGACCAAUUUGGUCACACAGAACUAGGGAAAUCAAACUUGUUUGAAUGCUUACUGAAAGCAGGAUGUUUUUGAAUGACUAUUUAAAAUGGAAGCUAACUCAUAAUUUGAUUUUGUUCAGAUGCUUACAGAGGAUAUAUAACAUAGCACCAUUAUUUGCUACUUUUAGUAAUAGAUUUUUUAAUAUGUUCCAGAUUGUUUUCUCCUCCUUUGCUUUUACAUCUUUGACUCUUUAGAGGUGGUACUAAAGUCUUACGCUGGAUUUCCUUCCCCUCUACCCAAACAGAAGAUAUUAUAUGCACAUGAAUUCCAAGUUGAACAUCAUCAAUUAGGUCUACUUUAACAUUUAUUUUAGUAAGUUAAAAGAAAAUGCCUUUUCAAUUGAUUUUGUCAGCUCAAUGCAGAUAUAUGCCAGAAUAUCAAUUGUGGAGCCUCAGUUUAAAUGUGUCUGGGCGUCUGUUGUGCCUUUUUGGAAAUAAUAUACUUGAGAUCUUUGCAACAAAAUAUUUGCUAACAAUCCUUAUUGCUGCUUUCUUUGAAGAUUUUGAAUUAAAAUAUCAAAUAUGUUUAUUUAAUACUAGAAUUAUAAUUAUGUAUAUAGUUUGAACUUCUAUUCAUGAUGCAAGGUAUUUCUUAAAUACUAAUUAUGAGUCUAAGUUCUGGUUUAGAAUCCGAACCUGAUUAGGAAGAACAUUUAUUUGUUUAUUUCUUUGACCCUUUCUUCUUCUUUGUUUUUUGGGGUAUUUCAAGUUAUCAAAGUUAUAGUUUUUUUUUAAAGAAAGUGUUAGAUUUUGCUAAUAAAUACAUAUUUUGCAUUUUGGUUGAAGAUUAAAUUGCAACAAUUUGUUAAGUAAAAUGUGUGCUAUUAUAGUUCUGAAUUCUGAAUGGUAAAAGUGUAAAUUAUAUAUUUGAUAUUAAUACAAAAGUUUUCAGAUUAUUUAAUGUUAUGUUUUCUAUAGUGUUGUUCCCUUCAUACUAUGUUAUGACAUUUGUAGCCAUCAGAGAUGUACUUUAUACCAGUUAGUAAUCAGGAUCUUAUCACUGUACAAAAGUGAUUCAGUAAUGAUAAA
Mobula hypostoma (lesser devil ray) is the source of this 3483-nucleotide messenger RNA. It is a transcript of the gene zbtb24, whose product is annotated as zinc finger and BTB domain containing 24. Gene Ontology annotation, molecular function: DNA-binding transcription factor activity, RNA polymerase II-specific; protein binding; RNA polymerase II cis-regulatory region sequence-specific DNA binding. The transcript is spliced from 7 exons. The record is from RefSeq and is a predicted model, not a curated record. Bases 222 to 2441 code for a protein of 739 amino acids. Gene Ontology annotation, cellular component: nucleus. Lineage: Eukaryota; Metazoa; Chordata; Chondrichthyes; Myliobatiformes; Myliobatidae. Gene Ontology annotation, biological process: regulation of transcription by RNA polymerase II.